UUAUCAACAACGAUUGUGAUACAACAAAUUCGGAAGAACGUAAAGCUAUUCUAGUAGUCACGUUAAACCAGACUAUCAUCGAAGAUCUACUAAACAAAUUUUCAUCACUCGCUACAAUCAUCCAUGUUGUAGCGUACUGUUUAAGAAUCUUUACAAAAUCUAAACCAUGCACCAUACAAUUGUCUCCUCGUGAACAGGUAGAUGCCUUGCACCGGAUCCUACUAACAAUACAAAGGCAAUCAUUUUCGGAUGAGUUUGACAAAACAGGUAAUUACUCCUGUGCAAGCGACAGCAAAUUACGAAGGCUCAGUCCGUUCCAAGAUGAUAACGGAAUAAUACGUGUUGGUGGUCGUCUAAGGCAUGCAACGAUUCCAUAUGCACAGAAGCAUCCAAUACUUCUGCCACGUUCCCACCGACUAACAAACCUACUCAUUGAUGAUUUUCAUAAACAACACAAACAUCCCGGUGCCACUACAUUGCAAACAAUAAUUUCACAACAGUAUUGGAUAAUAUCAGGUCGCCAAGUCAUUAGAUCCCGAUUAAGGCUCUGCAUUGCUUGCUACAAGACACGCCCACGCAAUCCACAGCCCUUCAUGGGUGACAUUCCCAAAUGUCGUCUGCAACAGAUAAAACCGUUCAUGACAACAGGCGUAGAUUACACCGGUCCAAUUAGUUUGAAAUCCUCUAAAACACGGCGAACGGUGCCCGGUCAAGCAUACAUCUGCUUAUUUGUGUGUAUGACAACCAAGGCAUUACAUUUGGAGGUGGCCUCAGAUUUGUCAUCCGAAACCUUUCUUAUGGCCCUUUGUCGUUUCAUUUCCAGACGCGGACCGGUUGAACAAAUACACAGUGACUGCGGGACAAAUUUCAAAGGUGCGGCUAACCUAUUACAGCCUGUCGAUCAACUCAUCCAUUCUACGGAGUACCAAAAUCAGUGUCAGGCAUACCUUACGGCUCGUAAUAUCAGUUGGCAUUUUAACCCCCCUUCCGCUCCACAUUUUGGAGGAUUAUGGGAGGCUGGGGUCAAAUCCACCAAAACACUAUUAUACCGAACCCUUGGGUUGCAACGAUUGACAUACGAAGAAUUGACCACAUUGCUGAGUCGCAUUGAAGCUAC
Myzus persicae (green peach aphid) is the source of this 1117-nucleotide messenger RNA. RefSeq lists its product as uncharacterized. The annotation marks the transcript as partial. Gene Ontology annotation, biological process: DNA integration. Lineage: Eukaryota; Metazoa; Arthropoda; Insecta; Hemiptera; Aphididae. The record is from RefSeq and is a predicted model, not a curated record. Gene Ontology annotation, molecular function: nucleic acid binding. The transcript has a single exon.